This is a messenger RNA of Lactuca virosa, 525 nucleotides long. The record is from the annotation of a GenBank genome assembly. Lineage: Eukaryota; Viridiplantae; Streptophyta; Magnoliopsida; Asterales; Asteraceae.
AUGGGACCGAAUGGUAACGUACUGAGCUACGAAUCGCCGUCGUCGCCGGCGGCUAAGUCUCCUCCCAAUCGUUCAUCUCUCUUGCAACUAAUUAGCAAAAGACGAACAAGUAUUCUUUUAGCUUUCUUGGUCUGUGCAAUCCUCUUAUCAUCAUGGAAUCUCCUUAAUUUCUUAUUGUCAUGGUACGGAUCCGUUAUAACAACUUCGCCGUCGUCUCCAGUUUGGUGGCCGGCGAUCUAUGCUUCGGUGACGAUGGGUUUGAUCUUUGGUGUUUUGGCAAUGGCGGCCGCUUUGGUUGUGGCGGUGCCGGCUACGGUGGUGAUUUGGAUAUCUGUUUUGGUUUUAAUGACUUUUUGUGGGAAGAGGAGGGAGUGGGUGGUGGAGGAGGGGAGGAAAUUGACGGUGGAGAUGAGCCGGACGGUGGGUAUGGUGGUGAUUAAAGAAGGGAACUUGGUGGCUGCUGUGUGUGCUGUUUUUGGGUACUUUGUACUUGUUAGAUAUGGAGGAGUCGAACAUGGUUUGUAA